Messenger RNA from Lactuca virosa, 860 nucleotides. The record is from the annotation of a GenBank genome assembly. Lineage: Eukaryota; Viridiplantae; Streptophyta; Magnoliopsida; Asterales; Asteraceae.
AUGAGCGCUUCUAGAUUCAUAAAGUGCGUCACAGUCGGUGAUGGCGCUGUCGGGAAGACCUGUCUCUUGAUUUCCUACACCAGUAACACCUUCCCCACGGAUUACGUCCCAACUGUAUUUGAUAAUUUCAGUGCCAAUGUCGUUGUCAAUGGCGCCACUGUGAAUCUUGGCUUGUGGGAUACUGCUGGACAGGAGGAUUACAACAGAUUAAGACCAUUGAGUUAUCGUGGAGCUGAUGUUUUCAUUUUGGCAUUUUCCCUCAUCAGCAAAGCCAGCUAUGAAAAUGUUUCCAAAAAGUGGAUUCCAGAGUUGAAGCAUUAUGCCCCUGGUGUCCCGAUUGUUCUUGUUGGGACAAAACUCGAUCUUCGGGAUGAUAAGCAGUUCUUUGUAGACCACCCUGGUGCAACUCCCAUAACUAAUGCUCAGGGAGAAGAGCUAAAGAAGACAAUUGGAGCACCUGAAUAUAUUGAAUGUAGUUCAAAAACACAGGAGAAUGUGAAGGGAGUUUUUGAUGCUGCGAUAAAAGUCGUUCUUGCCCCUCCAAAGUCAAAGAAAAAGAAGAAAGCGGGUCAAAAGGCUUGCUCUAUAUUAUGAUUGGAUGUGAGGUCAAUGGAGAGAAGACCUAGCUAUGUUUUUUUUACCUUUUUGUCCCUCUUUUCUCGCUCUUUCAAAGGAAGUCAUUGAGGCUAACAAAGUCAAAAGAAAAUUGUCAUGGAUGGAUUCAUUUCUGAAUUCUCAUAUAUUCAUUAAUUUGUAUUUGAUCUUUCGAUUCUUGGAGAUGCUCUUUAUGUACUAAUCUUGUAGUUGGCCUAAAUGAUAUGCUUGUUAUCAUCUUCUUUAUGCAUUUACUUGUUGAUUUG